Molecule: messenger RNA, 6891 nt
Organism: Williopsis jadinii
Lineage: Eukaryota; Fungi; Ascomycota; Saccharomycetes; Phaffomycetales; Wickerhamomycetaceae
Gene: URA2
Product: bifunctional carbamoylphosphate synthetase/aspartate transcarbamylase
Exons: 1
Coding region: 25-6663 (2212 amino acids)
Biological process (GO): 'de novo' pyrimidine nucleobase biosynthetic process; L-citrulline biosynthetic process; UTP biosynthetic process
Cellular component (GO): cytoplasm; cytosol
Molecular function (GO): carbamoyl-phosphate synthase (glutamine-hydrolyzing) activity; dihydroorotase activity; amino acid binding
Source: RefSeq, a predicted model, not a curated record
CGAAGAACAAACACAAAAUAAACCAUGGCACCUUCUGCUCCAAUUUCUCCACCUAUGGAGUCCACUGGCAACCGCCUCAUGUCUCUUGAAUUGAAAGAUGGAACCAUCGUUCAAGGUUACUCUUUCGGUUCUGAGACUCCAGCUGCCGGUGAGCUUGUCUUCCAGACCGGUAUGGUUGGCUAUCCAGAAGCCAUCACAGACCCUUCUUAUGAGGGUCAAAUCUUGGUGAUCACUUACCCACUUGUUGGUAACUAUGGUGUUCCUGACCGUGAGCUCAAGGAUGAAGACGUUCCACAGUUGCCAAAGUACUUUGAAUCCAACAGAAUCCACAUUGCUGGUUUGAUUGUUGCUCAUUACACAGAGGAGUACUCUCACUACUUGGCAAAGUCUUCAUUGGGUCAAUGGUUGAAGGAACAGAACAUCCCAGCUGUUUAUGGUGUCGACACAAGAGCAUUGACCAAGCACUUGCGUGAGUGUGGUUCCAUGUUGGGCCGUAUCAGUCUCCAAUCUGAUGCUUGUUCAGUUGAGGAGGCCUCCUCUGAGAACUGGCAAAGCCACUUCCAGAUCCCAGAAUGGGAUGAUCCAAACGUUAAGAACUUGGUUGCUAAGGUCAGCACUAAGAAGCCAGUUCUUUACACCCCAUCCCCAGACAAGGCUGUGAAGGGCCCAGAUGGCAAGACUCUGAGAAUUGUCGCUGUGGAUGUAGGUAUGAAGUACAACCAAAUCCGUUGUUUUGUUAGACGUGGUGUCGAGUUGAAAGUUGUCCCUCACGACCACGAUCUGAUCAGCGAAGAGUAUGAUGGUUUGUUCGUCUCCAACGGUCCAGGUGAUCCAUCUGUUAUGGAUAGCUUGGUUGAACAACUGUCCACGAUCUUGGCUUCCAAGAAGACUCCAGUCUUUGGUAUCUGUUUGGGUCAUCAAUUGCUCGCUAGAGCCACCGGUGCCUCUACAUUGAAGCUCAAGUUUGGUAACAGAGGUCACAACAUCCCUUGUACUUCCACAAUCUCUGGUCGUUGUUACAUCACUUCCCAAAACCACGGUUUCGCCGUUGAUACCACUACAUUGGCCAACGGUUGGAAGGAAUUGUUUGUGAAUGCCAAUGAUGGUUCUAAUGAAGGUAUUUAUCAUACCGAUUUGCCAUACUUCUCCGUUCAAUUCCACCCAGAAUCUACACCAGGUCCAAGGGACACUGAGUUCUUGUUUGAUGUCUUCAUUAAGUCUGUUUUGGAACACAAGACAACAAAGACAUUGAAGGCUGUUGAGUUCCCAGGUGGUAAGGUUGCUGAAAACUUGGCUGCUCACCCAAGAGUUCAACCAAAGAAGGUUUUGGUUUUGGGUUCAGGUGGUUUGUCCAUUGGUCAAGCUGGUGAGUUCGAUUACUCUGGUUCCCAGGCUAUUAAGGCUUUGAAAGAGGAAGGUAUUUACACCAUCUUGAUCAACCCUAACAUUGCCACUAUUCAAACAUCUAAGGGUUUGGCUGAUAAGGUGUACUUCCUUCCAGUUACUGCUGAAUUCGUGAGAAAGGUGAUUCUCCACGAGAAACCGGAUGCCAUUUACUGUACUUUUGGUGGUCAAACUGCUUUGUCUGUUGGUAUCGAGAUGAAGGAUGAAUUUGAAGGUCUCGGUGUCAAGGUUCUUGGUACCCAGAUUGACACUGUCAUCACCACCGAAGACCGUGAUUUGUUCGCAAAGGCCAUGGAGGAGAUUGGUGAGAAGUGUGCUAAGUCUCAAUCUGCCAGUUCCGUUGAAGAGGCUUUGGCAGCCGUCAAGGAGAUUGGAUUCCCAGUUAUUGUCCGUGCUGCCUAUGCUCUUGGUGGUCUUGGUUCUGGUUUCGCUGACAAUGAAGAAGAGUUGAUCGAGCUUUGUAACAAGGCCUUUGCCGCAUCUCCACAAGUCCUUGUUGAGAGAUCUAUGAAGGGCUGGAAAGAAAUCGAGUAUGAAGUUGUCCGUGAUGCCUUUGACAACUGUAUUACUGUCUGUAACAUGGAGAACUUUGAUCCAUUGGGUAUCCACACUGGUGACUCCAUUGUUGUCGCUCCAUCUCAAACUUUGUCUGAUGAGGACUACAACAUGUUGAGAACUACUGCUGUCAAUGUCAUCAGACACUUGGGUGUUGUUGGUGAAUGUAAUAUCCAAUAUGCACUCAACCCAUUCUCAAAGGAGUACUGUAUCAUUGAGGUCAACGCCCGUUUGUCCCGUUCUUCUGCUUUGGCUUCCAAGGCUACUGGUUACCCAUUGGCCUUCAUUGCUGCCAAGCUUGGUUUGAACAUUCCAUUGAAUGAAGUUAAGAACUCUGUCACCAAGGUUACAUGCGCUUGUUUCGAGCCUUCUUUGGAUUACGUCGUUGUUAAGAUUCCUAGAUGGGAUUUGAAGAAGUUCACGAGAGUUUCCACUCUUUUGUCUUCCUCUAUGAAAUCUGUCGGUGAGGUCAUGUCUAUUGGUAGAACUUUUGAGGAGGCUAUUCAGAAGGCCAUCCGUUCUGUUGACUAUCAAAACUUGGGUUUCAACCACACACCAGCUCUCAUGUCCAUCGACAUUGACUCUGAAUUGCAAACUCCUUCUGACCAACGUUUGUUCGCCAUUGCCAACGCCUUGCAUUCCGGCUACUCUGUCGACAAGAUCUGGAACAUGACCAACAUUGACAAAUGGUUCUUGAACAAGUUGCAUGGUUUGAUCCAGUUUGCUGGCUACUUGGAGUCCUUCGGAUCCAAGGAGAAGCUUACUCCAUUGGUUAUCCGUGAAGCCAAGCAACUUGGCUUUGAGGACAGACAAAUCGCCAAGUUUGUUGAUUCCAACGAAGUUGCCAUUAGAAGAUUGAGAAAGGAGUUUGGUAUUGUUCCAUUCGUUAAACAGAUUGAUACCGUUGCUGCAGAGUUCCCAGCUUACACCAACUACCUAUACAUCACUUACAAUGCUGAUUCUUCCGAUGUCACUUUCGAUGACCAUGGUGUUAUGGUCUUGGGUUCUGGUGUCUACCGUAUUGGUUCUUCUGUCGAAUUCGACUGGUGUGCUGUGACUGCUGUUAGAACCUUGCGUCUAAGUGGUACCAAGACCAUCAUGGUCAACUACAAUCCAGAGACCGUCUCCACUGAUUACGAUGAAGCUGAUAGAUUGUACUUUGAGACUAUCAACUUGGAGCGUAUCUUGGAUAUCUACGAGAUCGAGCAAUCUGCUGGUGUCGUCAUUUCCAUGGGUGGUCAAACUUCUAACAACAUUGCUUUGGAAUUGCACAGAAACGGUGUCAAGAUCUUGGGUACUUCCCCAGAGAUGAUUGAUUCAGCUGAAAACCGUUACAAGUUCUCUCGUAUGUUGGAUAACAUUGGUGUUGAUCAACCAGCAUGGAAGGAACUGACCUCCAUAGACGAGGCCGAAGGCUUUGCCGCAGAUGUUGGUUACCCAGUUUUGGUUCGUCCAUCUUAUGUUCUUUCCGGUGCUGCUAUGAACACUGUUUACUCCAAGGAUGAUUUGGCUUCAUACCUGGCCCAAGCAGUUGAAGUGUCUCGUGACUAUCCAGUUGUUAUUACUAAGUACAUCGAGAACGCAAAGGAAAUCGAGAUGGAUGCCGUUGCUAAGGAUGGUGAACUGAUCAUGCAUGUUGUUUCUGAACACGUUGAGAAUGCUGGUGUUCACUCCGGUGAUGCUACUCUGAUUGUUCCACCACAAGACUUGGACCCAGAAACCGUCAAACGUAUUGUUGUGGCUACUGCUAAGAUUGGUAAGGCUUUGAACAUCACAGGUCCAUACAACAUCCAGUUCAUCGCAAAGAACAACGAUAUCAAGGUGAUUGAGUGUAACGUUCGUGCUUCUCGUUCCUACCCAUUCAUUUCCAAGGUUGUUGGUACCAACAUGAUUGAAAUGGCCACUAAGGCCAUCAUGGGGUUCCCAGUUGAAGCCUACCCAACCCAAGAUUUACCACCAGAUUACUGUGGUAUCAAGGUUCCUCAAUUCUCAUUCUCCCGUUUGUCUGGUGCUGAUCCAAUUCUUGGUGUUGAGAUGGCAUCAACAGGUGAGGUUGCCACUUUUGGUCACAACAAGUACGAAGCUUACUUGAAGUCCUUGAUCGCUACCGGAUUCCAGUUACCAAAGAAGAACAUUUUGUUGUCCAUUGGCUCCUUCAAGGAAAAGCAAGAAUUAAUGCCAUCCAUCAAGAAAUUGUACGAGAUGGGCUACAACUUGUUUGCAACCGCAGGUACUGCUGAUUUUAUCAAGGAGCAUGAUGUUCCAGUUAAGUUCUUGGAGAUCUUGAAUGAGGAAGAUGAUGAACAGAAAUCCGAGUAUUCCUUGACUCAGCAUUUGGCCAAUAACAUGAUUGACUUGUACAUUAACUUGCCAUCUUCCAACAGAUUCCGCCGUCCUGCUAACUACGUCUCAAAGGGUUACAGAACUCGUCGUAUGGCUGUUGAUUAUGCCGUGCCAUUAGUGACCAACGUCAAGUGUGCGAAGUUGUUGAUCGAGGCCUUGUCUAGAAACAUCUCUCUUGAUGUUUCUAGCAGAGAUGCUCAAACUUCCCACAGAAUCAUUACAACUCCAGGUCUCAUUAACGUAUCCUCAUUUGUUCCAUCGUUUGAGUCAUCUUCUUCAUUUGAGGAGUUGACUAAAUUGUCCUUGUCCUCUGGUUUUACUUACAACCAUGUCUUGCCAAUUUCUCAAAAUGGUGCUGCCAUCUCUGAUGUCCAGACUUUGAAUGCUAUUACCACUGCAUUGUCCAACGCUGGUUACACAGAUUACAGCUUAUCAUUUGCUGCUACAAAAGACAAUGAAGCUCAAGCUAUUCAAGCUUCUUCAUCAGUUGCGUCAUUGUUCUUGUCGUUCAACAAGUUCCUUAAGAGCAAUGUCUCUGAUGUGACUUCUCUCUUUGCUGAAUGGCCAUCAAACAAGCCAAUCAUCACUGAUGCUAAAUCCACUGAAUUGGCAUCUUUGUUGUUGUUGGCUACCUUGAACAACAGAAACAUCCAUGUUACUGGUGUUAACAGCAAGGCUGACUUGUAUAUGAUCAAGUUAGUCAAGGAGAAAUCUUCUCUAGUCACAUUCGAUGUUUCAAUCUAUUCCUUGUUCUUGUCUCAAGAUGAAUACCCAGAAGCUUCAUUCUUGCCAACAAAGAAAGCUCAGACUGCUCUCUGGGAGAACUUAGACAUCAUUGACGUAUUCUCUGUCGGUAUCAUUCCAAACUUGUUGGCAUCAUUCUUGGGCAAGCCAGCCACCGCAGGUGUUGGUAUUCCAGAUGCCCUUCCACUGUUGUUCUCGGCUGUUGACGAUGGCCGUUUGACAGUUGCUGAUAUUAUCGAGCGUUUGUAUACCAAGCCUGUCGAGAUCUUCAACUUGCCAGAGCAAGAUUCAGUUGUCGAGAUUGACUUGGAUCGUGAGUUGUCCACAUUGCAUGUUUCCUCAACUUGGUCACCAUUUGAGGGCAAAUUAAAGGGUGGUGUUGAACGUGUUCAAUUCUAUGACCAAACUGUGUGCUUGGAGGGAGAUUUGAUCGUCAACCAGGCUCUUGGUGUUGACAACUCAUCUUACAAGAAGAGAGGUAACUCUAUAGUCCAAACAACAACUGCUAUAGAACAAACACCUCAGACCCACAGAAAGGCCAGAUUCUCAUUCUCUGCAAGCGAAGCCACCCGUGCUCCACUUGUUGAGGAAAAGGGACCAGAAGUCAAGGGAACAGAGCUUGUUUCUUCACGUCCACCAAGAGAGUUGUUACCACCAAGUGCUCUUGCUACGUUCAUACGUAGCAACAACCCAUUCUUGCGUCGUUCUAUCUUGUCUGUACAAAACGUUAGUCGUUCUGAUUUGCAUGCUUUGUUCGCUGUUGCUCAAGAGAUGAGAUUGGGUGUCGAGAGACAAGGUGUUCUUGAUAUCUUGCAAGGUCGUUUGUUGACUACGAUGUUCUACGAACCAUCUACUCGUACUGCAUCUUCAUUUGAUGCUGCUAUGCAAAGACUUGGUGGUAAGACCAUUGCCGUCUCUGCUGCUGCUUCAUCUGUUAAGAAGGGAGAAACUUUACAGGAUACUAUUAGAACCCUUGCUUCAUAUUCCGAUGCCAUUGUCUUGCGCCAUCCAGAGGAGUCAUCUGCUGAUAUUGCUGCCAAGUUCUCCCCAGUUCCAAUUCUGAACGGUGGUAACGGUUCCCGUGAGCAUCCAACACAAGCAUUCUUGGAUCUGUUCACAAUCCGUGAGGAACUUGGUACUGUUAACGGUAUCACUGUCACAUUUAUGGGUGACUUGAAGUACGGUCGUACUGUCCACUCAUUGUGCCACUUGCUUGGUUUAUACCAAGUUCGUGUUAACUUGGUUGCUCCAAAGGAGUUGCGUUUGCCAGAAGGGAUCAGAGAGGAGCUCAAGGCUAAGGGCAUGCUUGCCGUUGAGUCUGAGGAAUUGACCAAGGACAUUAUUGCAAAGUCUGAUAUCCUGUACUGUACAAGAGUUCAACAGGAACGCUUUGCUGACCCAGCCCAAUACGAGAGACUCAAAGAUACAUACAUCGUUGACAACAAGAUUCUCUCUUCUGCUAAGAAGCACAUGGCUGUUAUGCACCCAUUGCCACGUGUUAACGAGAUUAGAGAGGAAGUUGACUUUGACCAAAGAGCUGCAUACUUCAGACAGAUGAGAUAUGGUUUGUUCAUCAGAAUGGCUCUUCUUGCUAUGGUCAUUGGAGUUGACUUCUAAUCUUGAUAUUUUGGAUUGUUAAUUUGUUUUUGUCUUUUGCCCCGUGUUAAUGAGAGAUGUUACAAGAGUGACUGGAGACCACUCUUGUUUAGUACUUUGUUUGGAGACAGAGUUCUUGUUUACUGUCUCACAACAUCAAGGCAGAAAACGUUUCACGAAAUCCAGAAUAGAGAGCAUAUGAAAGAUCAAUAUUUGUUUUAAUUAGAGGUUUUUAAACGAAAACACAGA